GUUACAAGUACAGAUUGUCAAAGUAGGAUUCUAGAAGCUCGUAUGCACCAAUGUAUUAUCAAUGUUUUUCUUCAGAUCCUGGGUGAAAGUGCUACUCCUCGGACUUCUUGCCGCUACCAUUCCGUUCCUCGCAUCUGACAAUCUGCUCAACACUGUGAGAAUAGCUACCAACGGCUUGAGAACACGAUUGACUAGCGCCACCAUUUGGCAGGGGGCAAAUCCUCAAACCAGUAACUCCUCCCCCAUUCCAUUUCAAAGGAUACAGACUACUUCCAGCAAGAUGGCCCGCACACCUGUCUAUUUUCUUUCCCAUGGAGGCCCGAACAUUAUGGAGCAGAAGGACCACCCAGCUUACUCGAAGCUUCAGGAGAUCGGCAGGGAAGUGACACAGAAGGUCCGACCGAAAGCCGUCGUGGUCUUUAGUGCGCAUUGGGAAGGGUAUCGGGACACUAUUGAAGUCAACACUGCAGAAACCAUGCCAUUGAUAUAUGAUUUCUAUGGAUUCCCGCCACAUUAUUACGAGUUCAAGUACCCUCACGUGGGAUCACCAGAGCUCGCAGAACGCGUGAUGGAGAAGAUUCGAGACGCAGGCCUGAAAGUCGAAGGCGUGAGGAGAGGAUUGGAUCAUGGCGUUUGGGCGUCGUUCAUGUGUGCGUUCGAUCCACAAAAGAAUCCGCUCAACGUCCCGAUCGUUCAGGUUUCGAUCUAUGGCGAAGACGAUCCCGAUAUGCAUUACAACCUGGGCAAAGCUGUCGCAUCGUUGCGCGAGGAGGGCGUCCAAAUCAUCACCAGUGGCCAAGCUGUCCACAAUCUACGAGAUUUGUGGCGGGGAAUGCAGACACCGGGAGCGCUGGAUUAUGUACACUCAUUCGAUGAAGCGUUAAAGCAGGCAGUGGAGGAGUCUCCCGAGACCAGGCAAGCUGCCAUGGCUGCACUGUUGAAAAGACCCGAUGCGAAAAAAGCCCACCCUACUUUUGACCACCUGUAUCCCAUUUAUGUGGCGGCCGGCGCAGCAAGCUCUGAAGAUGGCAAUCGGCUGUGGACGAUGGCGGAUGGCAGUAUGAGCUGGGCGCAAUAUCGGUUCGGGGAGGUUGGCGCUUAGUCCGCAUUGCAGGCCCUAGAAUCGUGAGAAGUCAUGUAUAAGAAUCCUUCGGAAUGCACAAACUCGUCGUGUUCUCCCAAUGCACGUCUGUCACUUUUG
Cercospora beticola is the source of this 1201-nucleotide messenger RNA. Its product is annotated as DODA-type extradiol aromatic ring-opening family dioxygenase. The record is from RefSeq and is a predicted model, not a curated record. Gene Ontology annotation, molecular function: ferrous iron binding; oxidoreductase activity, acting on single donors with incorporation of molecular oxygen; zinc ion binding. Lineage: Eukaryota; Fungi; Ascomycota; Dothideomycetes; Mycosphaerellales; Mycosphaerellaceae.